UUAAGAAAACAAACAUCAAUCCACCUCAUCAUUCAAUUUAUAGUGUCCUCAAAAUGUAAGCUGAUUUGAACUUACUCAUUUUUUAUUAAAUCCGUUGGUGAGCAACCGGAUUAGCUUGUUUUAACACUUCUACACGAUACAAAAUACAGGUAGUUUUAAAAGAUGAGGAGUGUAGGAAGUAAAUAUUGAGUUUCAGAAAGUAAUUGACCAAACCAAACCCAUGUGGGCCCAAUUAUAUUUAUUACUACCCACCCUACCGUUGUAACACUCCCGCUCACUGUAGUUUGAAAUUCCGAACGAAUUUGCAGAAGCAGACACAGUAAUCUAUUCAUUCCAAAUCCAAUUACCAAUUCAUGGAAACACAAAACUACAACUAACAGAAAAGGAGUGAUAAUAUCGUAUUAUCAUGGAUUCCGUUUCUAACAUUCCGCUUCUAGACGAAGACGAUUCGUUGCUCUUCGAUGAUUCAGCACCGGCCACCGCAGAUGUCUUCUCUUGCUCCCCUCUCAUACCUAUCAGAUCGAUUCCUCUUCAAACCGGUUAGUAUUUUUUGCUAUGGAAUUCUCUCUUUUUGUUUUCCAUUUCUGGAUGAUUUUUUUUAUGAAUAAUUGUUGAUUUAAUACUGAUUUACGCAAUGCACCUGCAGAAAACGGAGUUGCGGAUUCUGAAAAUCGAAAUUCCUCCGUUAGUGACAGUGCGAACAAAGAGAACGCGGAUUGGAACAAACUGCAGAAGCUUAGCUUGGAGCCUCAUCAAAUGAAGAAGAAGAAGAAAGGAGGCGGUUACAAUUUGCGCAAGAGCUUGGCGUGGAAUCGAGCUUUCUUUACUGAAGAAGGCACUAUCUUCUCUCCAUUAUCCGUUAAUUAACAAUGAAAAUCGAUCACUCUAAUUGUUCUACUAUUUGAUUGAUUGAUUAAUUAAUUAAUUAAUUGGUUGAUUUGUUCUGAAUCUUACUUUUCAGGUGUUUUGAAUCCGGAGGAGCUUUCUAUGAUUAGUGGCACUGCCUCUUCUAAGUCAGGGUUGGAUUUGGAAGUGAUCCACGAAGAAGAGUACGUAGGUACAUCGUUAAAUUUGCAGGAGAUUGGAGAAAAUUUGUUUAUGCAUUCAUCCGAUGCUCUUCCUUUUGAAGAUAGAAAGAUUGGUGCUCGGUUUUCUCCAAAGCCUGCUGCAUUAGCCAAAGCUUCUACUGCCCCGGUUUCAUCGGUCAGUCUUUAUACUCUUUGCGCGAAAGAUGAUAGUGUAUAAUUGAACUCUUCUGAUUUAUGUCACUCGUUACUUUGUUUACUUGUUGGUUAGGCCAAGAGGAAAAUAAUUACUGUCAAUGACUCCGUUGGCAACAGACCUAAACGCAAUGCUUGUCCUCCACGGCUGCCAGUAGCUUCGUCCUCAUAUCCUUGUCAUUUCUUGUUUAGGAUAGAUAUUAAGUGGAGUGUCUCUGCUAUGGAAUUGAGUUGUUUUUUUUUUCUUUCUUUCUCUGUCGAAUUAUGGAAGUGUUUACCUUGACCCCUUUGCAAAUUAAAAAGACCUAGCACAGUGAAAGCGCCGAGUAAAGAAGUGAAAGUCGCCAGGACACCUGGUCCUAAAUUGGAUGUUUCUGCCAGUACAACAACUGCUAGGAGUCGAAUCUUGACCGCAGGUUUCUCCAAGAGAAAUCAGAAUGCACCUCCUGCCACUAAUCCUCUGAAGCACGCUGGAGUAAAAGCCUUGUCAAAAAAUCCUAAAACCAUCCCAAGUAACCCUAAGGUUGUUCAUGCUGAUAAAGGUUCGGUUACCAGAACACUAGCCACGCCAGUUGGGAAACACUUGAAUAACUCAGUUGAAACACAUCCACCAGCCAGAAAGAUUCAGUCAGGAACUGAAGCAAAUAAGGUGUCAGAAACUAGUCUCUCACGAGGCCCAUCUGACGUUAGUGAGAAAAAGCAAGAGACACAACUUCAAACAACAAAAUUAUCAGGCCUGCGGAUGCCAUCUCCCUCACUGGGAUUCUUUUCUAUGGCAAAAGCUCCCAGUUCACAUAGCCAAUUACAGAAAACUUCUAAACCUUGCAAGCCUGCUAAGAGUAACAUUCUUAAAUUACAGAAUUUAGAAACAAAUUCUGUUAAUGAGGCAAGACUCAAACAUGCACCUGCGAUGAGGUCUGAAAUUGUCAAAGGGAAGAAUUGCACUGAGGAGUUAAGCCUUUUAGAUGAAAAGUCAGAAUUGAGCAUGCAAGUGGAUGAUAAGCAGAUGACUUGUGUAGAAGCGAAAGAUAAUUCUGUGGGCUCUGAAAAAAUAAGCAAGCAAGAAAAUGUUGAAAACAUUCUUGGUAAUGUCAACGUAACAUACGAGGAACACGGAGAACUAUGUAGCAGUAAUAAUGCUUCUAGCGUGGAGGAUGCGGUAUUUCCUAGACAUGAAAAAAAGCUUCUUUCAGAGAGUCACGCUCAAGUGAAAUUGGAGAAAGAAACUGGUCAGCCUGAUCUUUCGUUAAAAGGGUAUCAAUCUGUAUUGCAGCAACGACUAUCGAUGCACCAUCAUGGUGGUGCUGCUGAUCUUGUUAAAAGUGGAGGAGAUGCUCAAAAACAUUUGUUGAAAUGGAAUCUCUCAGUCAAUUGUAGUGAAACCACCGAAAGUAAUUUAGAGGCAGUUAAUCAACAGUUCCAGGGGGAACAACUUAAGACUACAAGUGCUGUUAGGGUGGGGGAAAUCAUGUCAACAAGAGAAAGUGAAUCUCAUGUAAAUAGUUGUCAGAAGUCUACACCAGAAAUCAAAUGUGCUGCUGCAAGUGAACCAAAAAUAGAGAAAACAAUUUUAUUUGAGGGUGCAUUAUGUGAUAUGUAUACAAGUGAAAACAGUGCUUCCAAUAAUCAUAGUCAGGCUAUGCCUGAAAACAAAGAUGGAAAUAUUCGUACGGAUGAUUUGCCAAUCGAUGAUGCAAAAGAAGGUUAUUCUAACAUGUUGCCUUUAGAUGAAUUUCAACUCAAUGGCAACAUUCAGAAAAUGUCUGAAAACAAAGAUGGAGAUCUUGAUAUGGAUGAUGUCAAAGACGGUUCUUCUGAUAUAUUGCCUCUAGUUGAAGUUCAACUCGAUGACAACAUUCAGGCCAUUACUGAAAACAAUGGAAGAAAUCUUGAUAUGGAUGAUUUGCAAACGGAUAAUGCAAAAGAAGGUUCUUCUGACGUGUUUCUUUCAGUUGAAGUUCAAGUCAAUGACAACAUUCAUGAUAUGUCUGAAAACAGUGAUGGAAACGUUGAUAUGGAUGAUUCAAAAGAAUGUUCUUCUGUCAUAUUGCCUUUAGUUGAAGUUCAACUCAGUGACAACAUUCAGAAAAUGUCUGAAAACAAAGAUGGAAAUCUUGAUAUGGAUGAUGUCAAAGACGGUUCUUCUGAUAUAUUGCCUCUAGUUGAAGUUCAACUCGAUGACAACAUUCAGGCCAUGACUGAAAACAAUGGAAGAAAUCUUGAUAUGGAUGAUUUGCAAACGGAAAAUGCAAAAGAAGGUUCUUCUGACAUGUUUCUUUCAGUUAAAGUUAAAGUCAAUGACAACAUUCAGGAUAUGUCUGAAAACAGUGAUGGAAACGUUGAUAUGGAUGAUUCAAAAGAAUGUUCUUCUGUCAUAUUGCCUUUAGUUGAAGUUCAACUCAGUGACAACAUUCAGGCUAUUUCUGAAAACAAUGAUGAAAUUCUUGACAUGGACAAUGCAAAAGAAGGUUCUUCUGAUAUAUUGCCUCUAGUUGAAGUUCAACUGGAUGACAACAUUCAGGCCAUGUCUGAGAACAAUGAAAGAAAUCUUUUUAUGAAUGAUGCAAAAAAAGAUUCUUCUGACAUGUUGCCUUUAGUUGAAGUUCGAGUCAAUGACAACAUUGUGGAUGUGUCUGAAAAUAGUGAUGGAAAUCAUGAUAUGGAUGAUUCAGAAGAAUGUUCUUCUGACAUAUUGCCUUUAGUUGAAGUUCAACUCAUUGACAACAUUCAGGCUAUUUCUGGAAACAAUGAUGAAAAGCUUGACAUGGACGAUGCAAAAGAAGGUUCUUCUGAGACAUUGCCUCGAGUUGAAGUUCAACACGAUGAAAAUAUUCAGGCCAUGUAUGAAAACAGUGAAAGAAAUCUUUAUAUGGAUGAUUUGCAAGUGGAAUUUGCUAAAGGUUCUUCUGACACGUUGCCUUUAGUUGAAGUUCAAGUCAGUGACAAUAUGCAGCAUGUGUCUGAAAACAAUGAGGGAAAUCUUGAUAUGGAUGAUUCAAAAGAAUGUUCUUCGGACAUAUUGCCUUUAGUUGAAGUUCAAGUCAAUGACAACAUUAUAUCUUCUGAACGCAUUUCUUCUUCAGCAGUGAACAAAGAUUCUUUUGCAGAUGUAGUUGCCUGGAAACCUGAGGAGCGUUGUUCUUUAAGUGAAAGUUCAAAUUUACCAGCUUCAGAUCAUCUAACCUUCAACCUAGAUGAAUUUUCCGAUACUGACAUGCUAUAUCAGUCCAAAGGUGGCAUUUACUUUGCAGAAGACAACAGAAAAAUAAUUCACUUACAUGAAUCUGCUGCUAAAAGCAAGCAGGAAGUUCUUACAGGGAAUCUUCCAACAAAUGCUGCUCCAUUUUCUGAUGAAUGGUUUACUGCAACCGAUUCCGCUGAACAGUUGAAUCAAAAUCCCCCCCGUGGAGAUAGGCGGGAAACUGUUGCUUGUGAUACUGAGCUUCGAGAUGAUGGUUCUUCUAGGGAUGCUUCUAUUCAGCAUCAUGUUCACGGUGAUGUGACGGGAAACAUUGAUCAACAAACUAGCACGAGUACAUAUUCUAAAGCUGAAGAAAUGCUUUGUGAGUACAAGGGUUUGGAACCAAAUCAUGAUGACGUGGUUGAUCACAAUCAAUUUUCUGAAGUAUGUGAAGAUUUCAUUUCAAACACCAAAGAUUCUAUGGGCAGUGGAGCAGAAAAACCUUCUGACCAUAUACAGCAUUCACUAUUGGGUCAGUUUGUCGACGAAUUUAAUCAGACUAACAGAGAAAUUGAGGAAUCACAUUUGACCACACAAGUGCAGUCACUUACUGAAAACCCAGUGUUAUACAACUGCAACAGUAAACAAUGUCUUGCUGUUUCUUAUGGUAAGUUUCCAUUGGCCGCCAGUGACAAUGUAAAUGAAAAUUCUCAAGAUCCUGAUUUUCAAGGGCCUUGUGCUAUUGUUGGUGUAGAUUUCCAGAAUGUUGAUGACAUACAGUUACCCUUGGAUGGUAAUUGGCUGUCCACAAAUACAGCUUCUUCUGAAGAAACCAAGAAAACAAAUUUGUCUGAAAAUGCAUUAAAAGGAUGUGAUGUCCGUACAGGUGAGUACAAGGCUUCCAAUGACCAUAUUCAGGCCAUGCCUGAAAACGAAGAUAGAUAUCUUUAUGCGGAUGAGAGGCGAGAGCAUUUGCAAACGAAUGAUGCAAAGAAAGGUUCUUCAGACAUAUUGCCAGCAGUUGAAGUUCAACUCAAAGACAACGUUGUAUCUUCUGAAUGCAAUUCGUUUAUAGAAGAGAGCAAAGACUCCUUUACAGAUGAAGUUGCUUGGAAACCUGAAGAGCAUCGUUCAAGUGAAAGUUCAAGCUUACCAGCUUCAGAUAAUCUUGCCUCCAACAAGAGAGUCCAGCAGGUCUGUGAAAUUAGUUUGUUGAACUCUACAACUUUUUCAGAAGAAGCUGGAACUAAUAUUUUUGAGAAAGACGAGUCUCCUAAUACCGACAUGGAGCACCAAUCAAAAGGUGACAUUAAUUAUGCAGAAGACAGCAACAAAAUAAUUCAUUUGCAGGAAUCCGCAACUCAAAGCAAGCGGGAAGUUCCUACAUUGAAGCCUCCGCCAAAUGCUGCUCCAUUUUCUGAAGAAUGGUUAGCUGCAAUUGAAGCCGCCGGAGAGGAGAUCUUAACGAUGAAAGGCGGUGCUGUACAAAAUUCUCCCACUGAGAAGCCUCAGCACGAACCUGGUCCUUGGUCCCCGGUGAGACGUAAGAAUCAAUCAAUUGGACCCUUUGAUUGUACCAAACACAAUAUCCAGCCUUCCAGUUCAUAAUGACAAAACUGAGAUUCAGUCCUUAGUAAAUUACUAACCAAUUUUUCUGCUACGCAUAUAGAAUUGCCGGUUACCAGAAUCAUGCCAUAGUCUGAAGAUGCCCGAUAAAUAAAUAGUAAAUAGUAUCCUGAUUCAGAUUGUUCUCGAAUUGUAAAUGAUAUUUUUUGUUCUACUUAUUACAAAGAACUUUUUGUUUUUUCCACGAGCUAUAUAUAUGAGGGUAAUUAGUCUCCA
Vigna angularis (adzuki bean) is the source of this 6243-nucleotide messenger RNA. RefSeq lists its product as uncharacterized. NCBI's taxonomy places the organism in Eukaryota, Viridiplantae, Streptophyta, Magnoliopsida, Fabales, Fabaceae. The coding region runs from base 1963 to 6009 and encodes 1348 amino acids. The record is from RefSeq and is a predicted model, not a curated record. Gene Ontology annotation, molecular function: microtubule binding. The transcript is spliced from 10 exons.